AUGGCAAAACAUACAGUGAUUGAAAAGAGUUUAGGAGGUUUUGAAAAAGAAUACCCAUCUAUUCUUGAGGGAUUGAUCGAUCCGUUGGAUUACAAACUAAUCCUACACGGAUUCAAUAGUCAUAUCACCUUUUUUAGAUUUAGAAUGAUCAACUUUUUCAUUACAUUCAUCAUCUCAUUGAUACCUCUAGUCAUCUUUUUAGUCGUAAACAAUCAUAUGCAAGCUUUGAUCACAGGAUCAUUAGGAUCUCUCAAUAUUAUAUUCUUUGUUAUUUAUUUAAUCACUGCUAAUCGAAGAAUAAAUAAAGUAUUUAAUAAAAGAGUAUUAAGAUUAAGUGAUAGAUAUGCAAAGGCUGGAAUAUCAUUCUCAUUGGAACCAAAGAGAGAACAUUGUGGAUGCUUUUCAACCUUAAUUUUGAAUAUCUAUGCCUAUGACCUUGAGAUUCAAGUAAACAAAGCAUCUGACAAUAAUAAUAAUUCCUAUUACAAUGAUAAGUCUGUUGGACAUGGUGCCAUUCUUAUCAAUUAA
Messenger RNA from Cavenderia fasciculata, 528 nucleotides. RefSeq lists its product as uncharacterized. The transcript has 2 exons. The record is from RefSeq and is a predicted model, not a curated record. Bases 1 to 528 code for a protein of 175 amino acids. Lineage: Eukaryota; Evosea; Eumycetozoa; Acytosteliales; Cavenderiaceae.